UUCACUUGUAUGUGUGUGUCUCUCUCUGCUUUGUGCACUCGUGUCCCAAUUGCCGAAGGCUCUCUGACGAUCGAUCCAGUGAGACGAUUGUGUAUUCCGCACAGCAAGCAUUUGGCUUCGAGUGGAAGUGGAACAAGGCCAUCUUCGCCCACACUUCUCAUCCUGCUUGAUGCUGCUGCGUGUGGUUGCAAGCUACCAAACAUGGCGCCCAGGAAAUCAUCGUUUGCGAAGUUUAUGUUCGAGACCUACGGCGUUGUUGUUGUUCCACCUCUUUCCGAGGUAGCUACUAACCUCAAGCUGCUGGACAUCCUCAUCCAGCCUUCGAAGGGACUAUGGAAACCGGUGUUGGAGAGAGCUGGGUCCAUGGUUGAAUUGGGGAGUUAUGCUGAGCCUGGUCUGGAAACCGAGAAGACUCUGCGAGAGCUGCUCAAGGAGAUCGAGGAGGAUGAAGGGAGCCAGACUGGGCUAUUCAAGUGGGUUGAAGGGAAUCAGAGCAUCAGUGAGACGUUCAAAUCAGCGAAAUGCUUGACAGGCUCCAUUCUGACUGGCGUGGCGGACGUAGAGCUGGCUCCGUUGUCCAAAACCAAAACACUGACUUGCACACUGGAGAAUCUCAGAACCGCAUGUGUGGACAAAUUUUAUCUUGAGGACAUCAUAGCAGAUCGUUCAUGGUUUCCAAACCUCGCACACCACCGACUAGAGCGGUUGGUGCAAACGAGAUGUUUCCCGAGCUUUCUGUCUAGGACCGUCAAGAUGUGGGUGGUGUAUCAACUACUGUAUGUCACGAAAGUGGUUGUGGAAGAAAGCAAUUCAUUCUCGCCUGGUUUGAAACUAACUUCGGAGGGCGUUCUACUGCCACCACCCCUUGUACCAGGGGUGGGAGGAACAGUGUCCCUGGAAUCCAACUCAAGUUUUGUGGACCAGGCACAUUCGGGGAAGAAGAUGGUGCUUGGGUUCCGAGCGCUGCCUUUUGAAGUGGAUUGCCACAAACUGGCCGCUCCACUCAGACCACAGUUUGCAGGUGCUCCUCUGAGAUAUCAAGCACUCAUUCCCCCAGCACAAUAUUUGCAUCAUAUUGGUCGGGAUGAUUCCGCAUAUCCAAUAAUUCCUGACAUUAGAGCAGACGUGGGAGCAUCUGAUGUUGAAGCAGAUCUCGGAGGUGGGGAUGAGGCAGAGUUUGGCAACAUGCUGUCCUUGUUCAGGCAAUUUUUCCAGGCCGACGACGACGACGACGAUGCCGAAACCGAACACUAUGGCAAGUUUUUUGAUUUAGAGCCUUGUGAGAUACGCCUCAACCUUGACGACACUCAGCUUUAGAUUACUGUUUAGUGGAACAUCCUCCUCCUGCACUCACACUCACCAAGUCCCAUCUCUGCAUUUCCUCAUGCAUGAUUUUGUCAUUGAAUUGGAAAUGCUUCCACUAUUUCAGUGGAUUUUGUAAUGUUCUUACAGCGAGGUGUACUAUUUUGUUGAGAAUUUCAGAUUUUAGGUGUGUUUGAAUAAUUGUACAUCGAAAAAAUUGAUCACAAGGAAUUAUGGAAAAUGGCAUAUCUCAAGAUGAGAUUGAUGUUAGCUUUGAUUUUAUUUAAUUUAUGGGUUGUAAUA
Messenger RNA from Physcomitrium patens, 1605 nucleotides. RefSeq lists its product as uncharacterized. NCBI's taxonomy places the organism in Eukaryota, Viridiplantae, Streptophyta, Bryopsida, Funariales, Funariaceae. The record is from RefSeq and is a predicted model, not a curated record.